AUGUUCCGAGGCGUACGCUGCAAGGAAAAUGGACAUGCAGACAAAAGUUAUUAUGGAUCUUCGGAUUUGUGUAUUUCCCUGAAAUCGGAAUUGCACGAAAUUAAAACGAAGUAUAUGUCGGUAGUUGAACAAAGUGAUAAAGAGAAUAGUGGAAAUAUCAAUCGUGCUCUUAAUUUAAAUAAUUUGCAGUCUACUCGUACCGAGGACACGUCGGACAAGUGGAGCGAAAAUAUACCAACACCAUCAUUUGCUAAAAUUGCUCAAAACUCGAGGCAGAAUGGCCUUCGAACUAAGUUGAACAGUUUUUGUCGCAACAUAGAAUAUUUAGAAGCUGAUAUCAUUGCUAUAACGGAAACUGGAUGUAAUGACUCGAUAAUGGACGGCGAAAUUAUACCGGCAAGGUACCAAAUUGUUCGGUGCGACCGUACUGAUUGUCGUAAACACGACGGUGCAUUUCUAGUGGCCGCGCGCGGUUUACAAAUACAUAGAGUGAGCCGAUGCGAACUAGAUGACGUCACGGCAACUAGAUCUAGUGUUGUGCUCGUCAUACUGUGUGAUAAAAUGUCGGUGAAGGAGGCGGACGAGCCCUUGGUGCCGGUGGACCCACUCAUGAUUGAGCUGCACUACCCUCGCUGUACCAGGAUAGGACGGGACGCUUUGCAUAAUUAG
Leptosia nina is the source of this 669-nucleotide messenger RNA. NCBI's taxonomy places the organism in Eukaryota, Metazoa, Arthropoda, Insecta, Lepidoptera, Pieridae. The record is from the annotation of a GenBank genome assembly.